UGUUUAUUACAACUUGUUCACAUGCAUCUACAAUAUUCUUUAUUUGGUAGCAAGGACAAACCGGCACAAUUUACUAGAUACUCCAGUACUUAUGUUCAAGAAUAUCAAAUGCUACCUGAUAUUUUUUUUUAAAAAAAGGAGUGUUGAACUCUUCUUAUUAGUCAUUCUUUCAAUAUUAGUUGUUGAAGAAGCUAGCCAUGGCAACAGGCAGUGUAAAGCUUCUAGGUGUAUGGGCAAGCCCUUUCGUAAACCGGGUUGAAAUAGCCCUCAAGAUGAAGUCUGUUGAGCCUGAGUUUAUACUAGAGACUACUUUAAACAAAAGUGAGCUGCUCCUCAAAUCCAACCCUGUUUACAAGAAAAUCCCAGUCCUGUUACAUGAUGAAAAGCCUAUUUGUGAGUCCCUUGUCAUCCUUCAGUACAUCGAUGACUCUUGGCCGAACGGUCCCUCCAUUCUUCCUUCUGAUCCCUAUGACCGUGCCAUAGCACGGUUUUGGGCAUCCUAUAUUGAUGAAAAGUGGUAUCCAUUGGUAGUGGAGUUUAUGAAAGCGGAAGGAAAGGAAGAAAAGGCAGCUGUACUGGAGAAAAUAUCUGAAGGGAAUUUGCUGCUGGAAGAAGCUUUUAUCAAGAUCAACAAAGGUAACUCUUUCUUUGGUGGAGAUAGAAUUGGUUACCUAGACAUUGUUCUUGGUAGUUUACUGGGAUGGGUGAAGGCAAUCGAGAUGAUGGAUGAAAUGAAGAUACUGGAUGAAACCAAGAUGCCUAGUCUAGCAGAAUGGGACAAGAGAUUUUGCUCAGACAAUGUUGUGAAGGAUAUCAUUCCACAGCCUGAGAAACUUGCGGAAAUUCAUCGCAAGUUUCACCAGAUGAAGAAAGCUACCUCAAAUUAAUAAUGUUGCUUACUUCCGUCUGUACUUUUUUUGGAAAAUGUGUCUCUUCCUAGAUCUUGUUUAAAUGGACGAAAAUAAAAGAAGUUUGUGUUGUUACAGACAAACUCUCCUUGAUAGAGA
Messenger RNA from Capsicum annuum, 1007 nucleotides. RefSeq names its product glutathione S-transferase U17-like. Gene Ontology annotation, cellular component: cytoplasm. Gene Ontology annotation, molecular function: glutathione transferase activity. The coding region runs from base 198 to 887 and encodes 229 amino acids. The transcript has 2 exons. Gene Ontology annotation, biological process: glutathione metabolic process. The record is from RefSeq and is a predicted model, not a curated record. NCBI's taxonomy places the organism in Eukaryota, Viridiplantae, Streptophyta, Magnoliopsida, Solanales, Solanaceae.